Labrus bergylta (ballan wrasse) is the source of this 1794-nucleotide messenger RNA. The record is from RefSeq and is a predicted model, not a curated record. NCBI's taxonomy places the organism in Eukaryota, Metazoa, Chordata, Actinopteri, Labriformes, Labridae.
UGAACAAAAACGUUACCGCUCAGCGAGAAAUUUAAUUAUUUCUGCAUUUGACUGCGCAGCGGACACGUCCGUUAACAUUAUCCCGAACACUGGCCACCUCAGAGUGGAUCCAGUUUUUUAAGGAUGCAGGGAUCCCAGCCGGCCUCGCAGUGACUUACGCAGUCUCCUUUGUGGACAACAGAAUUAACAAGAACAUGUUGAUGGACCUCAGUAAAGACAUCAUGAUGGACCUUGGGAUCACAGUCAUUGGGGACAUUAUUGCCAUUCUUAAACAUGCCAAGCAAGUCUACAGACAGGACAUGUGCAAAAUGGCCACAGAAGCCAUCUCCUCAGGACAGACCAGUGUUAAAGCUGAGCUCAGAAGAACUGCCAAUACUCCUGCCACUCGUAUGAUUGCCAACGCUUUGAGCAAUGACUCCCCACCAGCCACUCCAGCCCGUCGACCUGACAACCGGCUCUCUGUCACAGUGUCUAAUAUGCAGGGGAACAAGAGCAGCAAAGCAGUUGUAAGUCAGCCAGCUGACGAGGGGAGCGGUUUGCAAGCAGUGAAGCGCCGACGUGUGACAGCUGAGAUGGAAGGCAAGUACAUCAUCAACAUGCCCAAAGGCACCACGCCUCGUACACGCCGCAUCCUGUCCCAGCAGGCCAAGAAAGGUUCGAAACGCACCUCUGUGUUUGCAAGACUCGGGGCUGAAUCAAAGGCAGACACAACAACGAGCACUAACAAGCCCACCGGAGUAUUCAGUCGACUGGAUAGAGGGGGGGAAGAGGACCAAAGGCCAAAGCCUGGCAAAAUGGCUGGGAACAUGGUGGUGGAAGACGAGGACGACAGCGACGGGGAAGGCUCUGUCCUCCAGUACGCUGGGGUUCUUAAGAGAGCCCCUCCCUCCCAGAGGAAAGAGCCAGCUACAAAACCUGCCCCAACCACCCUACGGCGCCUUGGAGGCAAAUUCAAACUACCUCCCUCUGACACUCCCACCUCUCCCUCCUCAUCAUCUUCUUCCCCUAAUGGUCUCCCCCCUGCCAAGAUUAGUGUGCUUCAGAGACUGGGCAAGCUCCCUGUCUCGCACCCGAGCACGGCCGUAUCAGCAACACCUGCUGACACACAGGACAACAGGGUGACAAGCACCCGGCCAAAGGCUCAGGAAAGACUGACCAUAGCAAGCCCCAAGGUAAGCAGCAGCACUGGGGCAGCUGUGGCAGCAGGGGGAGAGUCUGUGGGAGCCCAGAUGGACGUCAGGGCUAUCAGUGUUUUUAAAAGACUAGGCAACAAGAAAACCUAACACUCCCUGCCCCCAUCCUAAAGUUAUUCAGAAUCUUUCUAUCAACCUUUAUAGAAUUUGUAUAUCCACAUUUUUCCAUCUGUCCUGGUAACAUACCAGACUUCAGAUUUGAGAGUUUUUGUUGUUUUUUGGCCUGUGUAUAAGACAAAUUCAAAGCUGCUUAGUGGAAGACAAAUGUAAAUGUGUUUUUAAUUCAUUUUGUCCAUGCUGCCAUUGAAAAUCCCUUUUUUUUUAUUGUCUAAUCUUUUUAUUUGAGGAGUUAAAGCUCUCUGUAUAUCACGGUAUGUUGCUCAACCCAAAAGCUAUUCAUCGUGCUUGUUAGUCAUGUCUGCCAUAUGUCAUUUAAAAAUAUAUAUAUUUAGCUGUUCACGUGAGCUUAAGGCAUGAGCAUGACAUCAGCAUAGCUGUCAUAAUGUUUUUUUUGUUUUUUUUUACUUUUAGCUUUUAUGUCCACAUAUAAGGAUGGUGCUGCUGCACAAACUACCUUUUUGAGGGUCCUCCUGAAUGAAAA